Molecule: messenger RNA, 1047 nt
Organism: Aspergillus bombycis
Lineage: Eukaryota; Fungi; Ascomycota; Eurotiomycetes; Eurotiales; Aspergillaceae
Product: zinc-binding alcohol dehydrogenase family protein
Exons: 1
Coding region: 1-1047 (348 amino acids)
Molecular function (GO): oxidoreductase activity, acting on NAD(P)H
Source: RefSeq, a predicted model, not a curated record
AUGGCAUCACAGAAAGCGGUCGUCAUUACUUCACCCAAGCAUGCGCAGGUAGUGGGCGAUAGAGCCAUUCCGAAGCUGCGCGAUGAUUCUAUUUUAGUCAAGACCGUCAGUGUCGCACUGAAUCCUACCGACUGGAAACACAUUGACUUUCUCGCUCCUGCCGGUGUCCUCAUUGGGUGUGAUUAUGCCGGAAUUGUGGAAGCAGUCGGCAAAAACGUUAAGAAAUCGUUCAUUAAAGGAGACCGGAUCUGUGGAUUUGUACACGGGUCUAAUGCCGUUCAACCCGAGGAGGGAGCCUUUGCCGAGUACAUUAUCGUCGAAGGAGACCUUCAAUACAAAAUACCUGAUGGCAUGGGAUUUGGAGAGGCGGCGACUUUAGGUCUCGGAGUUACCACCGCCGCUCUUGGUCUUUAUCAAAGUCUCAGACUCACUCUUCCCGUCGCUCCAACCCGGAGCAAAAUACCCAUAUUGGUGUAUGGAGGCUCUACUGCUACCGGAGCUUUAGCGAUUCAGUUUGCGAAGUUAUCAGGUUAUGAGGUUUUGACAACCUGCUCCCCUCGCCAUUUCGACCGGGUCAAGAAUCUGGGUGCCGACGCUAUUUUCGACUACAACGACCCAACCUCCGCCAGGGCGAUUAGAGAGCAAACGAAUGACAACCUUACGUUAGCUUUUGAUACAGUAUCAGUGGAGAGCAGUGCCACAUACUGUGAUCAUGCGCUAUCGACCAAGGGCGGCGACUACAGCUCACUCCUGCCAAUAAAGACCGCGCGUGACAAUAUUCGAGACCGAUCCACUAUGGCCUAUACGGCGUUUGGUCGGAGUUUCCAGUUCGGGCCAAGAGAGAUUCCGGCUCAACCAGGCGACAGGGCCUUUAUGGAACAGUUCACUGGCAUUUUCCAAGACUUGCUAACCAGUGGCAAGAUUAAGACACAUCCUCCUAGGGUUGGUAAUGCCGGGCUAAAUGGCAUCUUGGAUGGACUUCAGCUCUUAAGGGACGGCAAGGUUAGUGGGGAGAAGCUUGUUUAUAAUGUCAUAGACACUCUUUGA